AUGGACGAAGUCCAACAGCACGUCCAAGAUACAGUAAAUAAUGAACUCGAGACAAAGAAUAAACUUCCUGACGCAAAAGUUGAUUGCAUUGAAGGAGAAUUUCUUAAUAAAGCUGUCAUGGAUGAUGUAAAUGCUGGUGCAAAUGCAUCAGAGGACCUAAAAGUUACUGAAGGCGAAGCAGAAGAUGAUAAGAAUGAGGCAGAACAUCAAAUCAACAUAAGCAGCGAGACCAAGGACCCAAUCAAGGGUAAGAGUGAGACUGUGGACCCAAUCAACAGUGAGAGUGAAGUUGACGAUCCAAUCAAUAGUAAUAGUGUUGCAGAGGACCAAAUUGGUGCUAAAUAUGAAGUGAAUGAACAGAAUAUUAUUGGCAGUGGAGUGGAAGAAGAAAAAAUCUCAAUGGAGAACGGCAUAGAGGUUGCCAAUCCGGUUGAAAACGUGAUGGAGGAAGACAAACUUAAUGGAGAUGUUGCAAAGGAGAAAUCCUCCAAUGAGAAUAGCAGAGGGGAUGGAAAUCCUGUUGAAAAUGUUGGAGUGGAAGAAAAACCAACUGAAAAUGCUGUCAUGGAGAAAACAUCUAUCAGAGUGAACCAACUUCCAACUGAACUAUCUGCAAAUAAGGCUCCUCAAAAUGAGGUCGAUUUGGUAGAUGACAUGCCACAGGUUAAGAAUGAAGAAGUGAUAGAUUUGGUUCAUGAGAAUGAGAGGAAAUUGGUUAAAACUGAGCUGAAAGAACCAUGCAAUCUUGUUCCUGCUACUGCUCUAAUCAAUGGGAAUGUCACGUCAGGUGAAAAUGUAACCAAAUAUGAAUUUGAUGAUGCUUCAAUUCCAAGCCAGCAACAAUCUGACACGCCAACCUCCCUUGUUAAAUGUUUACCUUCAAAGGCUGUAGAUCAUGGAGGGGAAAUGGUUAAGACUGUUUUUAGUCAAGCAAAGAUGGCUGAGGGUGACGAUGGAGCACCAGAAGAUCAAACAAUAUUCAUGAAGGCACUGAAAAAUUUUCAUAGGGAGAAGGGGAUGGAUUUUAAACCACCCAAAUUUUAUGGGCACCCGCUAAAUUGCCUGAAGUUAUGGAGAGCUGUGAUUCAAUUGGGUGGCUAUGAUCGGAUAACUGGAUCCAAGUUGUGGCGGCAAGUGGGAGAGUCAUUUCAUCCUCCAAAGACUUGCACAACUGUUUCUUGGACAUUCCGCAUUUUCUAUGAGAAGGCAACCCUCCCAAUUUCACUUCCCAUUAUAUGCUUGUUGUAA
Fraxinus pennsylvanica is the source of this 1248-nucleotide messenger RNA. The record is from the annotation of a GenBank genome assembly. Lineage: Eukaryota; Viridiplantae; Streptophyta; Magnoliopsida; Lamiales; Oleaceae.